Messenger RNA from Thalassophryne amazonica, 1982 nucleotides. It is a transcript of the gene tbkbp1, whose product is annotated as TBK1 binding protein 1. The record is from RefSeq and is a predicted model, not a curated record. Gene Ontology annotation, cellular component: cytoplasm. NCBI's taxonomy places the organism in Eukaryota, Metazoa, Chordata, Actinopteri, Batrachoidiformes, Batrachoididae. Gene Ontology annotation, biological process: canonical NF-kappaB signal transduction.
AUGCAAUCACUGUUUGGUGGUGGGGAGCUGGGGCUGCUCGGAGGUGACGCAGGGGGCCUGAAGGAAGAGGCUGUGGCAGCUGGCUGGCGCUCCUCGCCCCUGCCCCCUGAUGAUGUCUACUCAACCUCCCACUUUGCCCUUAUCACCGCCUAUCAGGACAUCAAGACGAGGCUGGCCUGCCUCGAGAGAGAGAACACCAGUAUCAAGAGGAAGCUCAAGAUGUAUGAGAUCAAGUUCCCCAUGAUCAGCGAUUUUGGGGAGGACGGUAAUUCUUACUGCUCCUUUGAGAGCAAGGAGACGGCACUGCUGCACUCGGAGAACGGCAGCCUGCACCAGAGAGUCAACGUCCUUACCCACGAGCUCCAGAAGAGGAAGGAGAGGGAAGAGCAGAUGGAAGAUGUGAUUCAAGCCUAUGAGAAGAUUCACAUGGAGAAGAGUAACCUCCAGAGGGAUCUGGACAAGAUGACGAGCCUGGUGGAGAAGCAUGUCGAGCGCAUCCUGAGCUUGGAGUCUGCUCUGAGGCAGCGGGACAGCUCUUUGCAGAAACUCAACAUACAGCUGCACAGCAAAGACAUGCAGUAUCUGCAGCUCCACGCCGGGCCAGAAUCACACAUGCUGGACUGUCCCGGUUUGACCCUCCAGACCUCCCGUAGUUUGGACGCCCUGUCAGAUCUGAAGUUGCAGCAGCUGGAGGCGGAGCUAGAGGGGGCACGGCAUGAGGUGCAGGGGGCAUGCCAGCGUGAAGAGGAGCUGAAGGCUGAAUGUGAAAGACUUAAAGAGGAGAUGCGGGAGUUGCAGAACAGCCAAAUGGAGAGGGAAAUAACUUCACCAUGCAAGCAGUGCGAUGUGGAGUGGAUAAAGAAGGUGGGAGAUGAACAGGUGAACCUGGCUCUGGCCUACACGGAGUUAACGGAGGAGCUGGGACGUCUCCAAGCUCUCAGCUCCAAACAGACGGAGAUCCUGAGGAAAGCCUCACAGGAGCCAGCUAGCCCAGUCCAGCUUCACUCUCCCAUACACCACCAGCGCCACUCUCCAGUGUCUCAGCGCCAUUCACCCAUCUCACAGCGCCAUUCUCCAGUCCCUCCUCCAUCGCAUCACUCCCCAAUUCAGCAGAGACGCUCCCCAGUGCUGCAGCGCCUUUCCCCAGACAUGCACCGCCGCUCACCCAUGCUGGACGUCAGCGAUGGCCCAGCCUCGUACUCCUGCCGGCCGCCAAGCCAGCAUCUGCGUGCUAGCUUCCAGGGCCGUCGCAGUUAUUCCGAGGUAGCCGACCCGUCUGCCUACCAGUGCCCGGUGCGCUUCUCUCUGGACCCCGUCUCCACCUUGCCUAAACCUCGGCCCUACGUUGAGGGCUACUCCAAACAGCAGCCCCAGCAUGUGGGCUCUCCGCUCAGUGGACUGCAACACCGAAGCUCCCCGUCUCCUCUUCAAGGUGGUGCGGCAGCAGAGGGGGGGCUCGCUGAGACCUCCAUGCGUCACUCCAGAGAAAUGCCAUUCCCGCUAUCAGAGGUAGCCCACCUGCAUUUUGACCCCCCUCCCCCUUCCACACCAGCGCCCCACCCACCGCAGUCAUCUGAGGAUGAGGAGGAGUGGACACACCCCAUAAGCCCACCGCGGACUCUGGGUGUGCUCUCCGGGCCUAUACCACCUGCUGCAAUGAGAGGCCCGGCGUCCUGCUCGGCCUUCCCCAUCCCUCAGCGGUCCAACACCCUCAGCUGUCACCUGCCACAAGGGUACGUGACAGCAGAACACGCCCAAUCCUGGCCUUCCAUCAACCUGUGGAUGGAGACAGAAGAGAGCGACAUGCGGAGCUGCCCUCUCUGCCAGCUAAUAUUCCCCGUCGGUUACCCUGACGAUGCGCUCAUCAAGCACAUUGACUCCCACCUGGAGAACAGCAAGAUCUGAUUGUCAUGGCAACGGGUCUGCACACAUCUGUGCUGUCGUCUUCAAGAUUAUGUAAGAGACCGGCAGCCAAAAGGGGG